GCCGAUACUGCGGCCAAACGCUCUCCUCGUCAGCAGUUCGAAAUCUAGAGCGUACGGCGGGUACACGGCAAGAACAGAUAGACAGUAGAACCCCAAGAUUGUAGACCACGAUUCCAUCCGGUCCGUGAUGCCAUUGGCAGGAGUCAACAACAUUAAAGGCGCAUGGCGACGUUCUUUGAGGCUCCCCGGAAAUUCAGCUUCCACCUUCCUGAAAACGAGCACAAUGCCGCACGACUUUGGAGACGCCUCUGCACCGGUCACUAUCGCUGUUAUCGGCUGCGGCAACCGUGGCCGAACUUACGCCAGUUAUGCCAUCGCUGAACCGACCCAAUGCAAGGUCGUCGCCAUUGCAGAGCCUCGGCCGAUGACUCGGAAGCUCAUGGCAGAAGCACACUUUGUGGACAAGACGCUUGUCUUUGAGGAUUACAGGGACCUUCUCAAGGCCUCCGCGGAGACUAUCCAAACGGUCGGGAAGCGACUCGCCGACGCUGUCCUCGUGACGGUGCAGGACAGUAUGCAUGAGGAAGUGACGCUUGCUUUUGCGGAGCAAGGGUACCACAUCCUGUGCGAGAAGCCCAUGUCGACGACCCUCGAGGCCUGCUUCAGAAUGGAAGCCGCCGUGAAGAAGGCUGGGAUUAUCUUCGGGAUGGGUCACGUUCUUCGCUAUUCGCCAUACAACAAGGCAUUGACAGAGGUGGUGCGCUCGGGAGCUUUGGGUCAGCUCAUCAACGUCGUGCACAUCGAGCCAGUCGGCUGGUGGCAUUUUGCACAUUCAUACGUGCGUGGCAACUGGGCCCGCGAGAAGGACAGCGCAUUCUCGCUGAUGACGAAGAGCUGCCACGACUUGGACAUCCUGUGCCACUGGCUUUUCCCCGGCACCGUAUCCCGAGUAUCGUCGUUCGGCUCCUUGCAGCACUUCCGCAAGGACCAGAAGCCCAAGGAGGCAGGCGAUGCAACGCGGUGCCUCGAUUGUCCGUACGAACAGGACUGCGCAUACAGCGCGAAGAAAGUAUAUCUCGAUCCCGCAACACUGCGUCAAGACGGCUGGCCUUCCUCAGUCCUCGUUGACGGCAUCCCCGACAUUGAGAACGUCACCGCCGCAUUGCAGACCGGGCCGUAUGGACGGUGUGUAUACGAGUGUGACAACGACGUCUGCGACAACCAGGUCGUGAACAUCGAGUUCUCCACGGGGGCGACGGCCUCGUUCACGAUGAUCGCGCACACCAAGCUCCAAUGCGAUCGCCAGACACGCAUCCACUUCGCGUUUGGGGAGAUCGUCGGCGACAUGAGCUCGUUCACCGUCACCGACUUCCGCACACGCAAGUCGACGCACCACACGCCCAAGAGCGAGGGCGGCCAUCACGGUGGUGGCGACCUCGGCCUGAUCCGCACGUUCGUCGAGGCCGUCCGGACCAAAGACCAGUCCCUGCUCGGGACGGACGCGACCGACGCCUUGAGGAGUCACAUUGCGGUGUUCGCUUCGGAGAAAGCGCGGUUGGAGGGCACAGUCGUCGAUGUCGUGCAGUUUGAGAAGGAGAUGAGGGAGAAGUAUGGUGUGGAGGAGGCGUGAGGGAUAUCAUACCACUUGUCCUCAGUAAUCGGGAUAUCCCGUCGGUUCCAUGCCUGGAUCCGAUGGUUUGAAUUGUAUCAAGAGACAACGAUUCUUGUAUCACAUACUUGAAUUGCUACCUCAAACGCUACAAAUACUAAGGUAUACGCAUAACUAGAUAUACAUAAAUCAACAGAGGAGUGGGAACGUCCAGGCUAAACAUGAUCGAGAGCGUCGACAUUGUCAAAGGUUCGUGCAUCAGCGAGGAGGAAAACAACGGGUACAAUGCACCGCAAGACGAGCACAAGAUACAAUAAUGAGAAUGGAGCAAGGAUUAAGAUGUGUGAAAAAGCACAAAGCAAUGUGAAGGCGCUCAGUCCAUAGACUCGAGCUCUCUGCGGAUACGCUCCCGCACCUCGCGCAAGCCUCCACCCUGAGGCUUCACCUGCCUCGGGCUGCGCGUAAGCAUCGCGAUGGCGCUCUCGUCCUUCGUCUUCAACUUCGACGGACUACUAGGCACCGAGCCCGGCGCCCAAACGCCCGAGCUGCCCUUUCGUGGGCUCGCCAAAACCUUUCGCGGACUCUCCAGAACGUCCGCACUCGAUUCAGGACCUUCAGCGUCGCUCUCAGAUUCAGACGCGGCGGGCAUCUCAAGCCACUCCUCCCCAGAUAAGUUCAGCCGUUUCAGGAAGAACGGGCACAGCUUCACGAGCAUCGCGAGCGACUCCUGCGCCUCCGCGACGGACAGCGGGACCGGGGAGGACUUGAUGACGGCCGCGGUGACCUCGGACUCAGGCAUGGCGCGGCGCUUUCGCGUGCCCGGCGCCGUUGCUGCGGCUCCGACGGGGUUUGAGAAGUACAUCCAGACGCUUUCCGCGACGCCGGACAGCCGGCCGAGUAGGCAGCGCCGGCGUAUCUCUUCCUGGCCCAGCCUGAAAAGGACGUCCUUCGACAUGGGCGCGCCCGUGGGAUUGGCCUUCGUCGGAGUAUUCUGGAGCGAGCGCUGUCGGACGCGCUCGUACAACGCUUGACGGCGUGAGCUUGUUGGAGUCUGGGGGACGGUACUGGCAUCUGGGCCGCGCUGGUGCACUGGGGUGGAGGGCACCGAAUCAUCGGAGUCGGUUGCAGUCGAACGUCCGG
Molecule: messenger RNA, 2689 nt
Organism: Dichomitus squalens LYAD-421 SS1
Lineage: Eukaryota; Fungi; Basidiomycota; Agaricomycetes; Polyporales; Polyporaceae
Product: streptomycin biosynthesis protein StrI
Exons: 7
Coding region: 224-1570 (448 amino acids)
Molecular function (GO): nucleotide binding
Source: RefSeq, a predicted model, not a curated record